AUGUGCCCACACCCACACAUCGCCAGGACCACGAUACCCACACCCCACGACCCCCCUUCCACCCCACCACACUCACACCACUCACACCUACUUCCAUCCAUCUGUGUUUGCCGAUUCCCAUAUAAAGACCGCGUGUGUUUGGUGCUACUGAAGGCUUAUAUUGUAGUGUUUGAUGGCCCGAUAGUAGAUCGCAACACCCCGACCCCUCAGAUAUACCUCUCGUCUCUCCUCGUCCGGGAAACAGAACCCACGUCGCCACCGGGCAAAGCCUUAACUAUCCCUUCAGAAACAAAACGCAUGGACGCUCUCGGUAAACCAUACCAUACCCACUCACAACCGCCCGUCGUCCCAGUGGACGCCGAAUCGCACUUCCGCCACCCUACAAGAUCGGUAUCUCCCAUAAGAUCCCUCAUCUCCCUCACCUCCGACUGGGCUAGUCAUGUUCGCGUCCCAUUCUCAAUCUCGUCCCUCGGGCGGCCGGCUCCCCCCAUCUCUGUCGUGCUCGGGCUCUCCCUCCCCCACACGGAUCUCCCCUCGUAUAUCUCGCGCUCUAGUGCCAGCUCCCGCGCCCCUCUAAUCCUAAAAUAUCCUAACAACGUGGCUGGAAAAGAAUUAAGACUCUGUAGUACUAGAAGACUCAGCCAAGCAUCCUCACCCUCCCACCGGUCUGGAACGACAGUGUCUGCCUCGCUGCUCAAUGCGUUCUCCCUUGCACGGCUUUACAUUUCGUACCGGUCACCUGUUACUGUCCCGUGCACCUUUGACGGUUCUACCGGUACACCUUUACUGGCGCACCCAAUUAAGACCAAAGCACAGUCCCUACAGCAGCGACAGGCAAUCAAAUCCGGCAUGGGGCAACCCGUGACACGGACAGUACCAAUCAAUCGUCCCAUGCGGCUUCCUGUCAACCGUGCCAAAGAACAAGUAGCCAUGAAAGAAACGCCCAGGACACAGCGAAAAGCAUCACUAUACAACCCCCGACUACCCCCACACCAGCACCACACCCUCUACUCACCCCCAUGCAACACCACCACCACACCCACCACCAACCCCCCACCCAUAAUGGUUCCCCUCACCAACCACACCCAGACAAAACCAUACACCACCCCGCCAACACCACUUCCACACCACCAAAAAACAGUGCUCAAAAUAAACAACUACAAAAAUGCCACUACCACAGAACAAGAACCAGGCCGCUACAACUAA
Molecule: messenger RNA, 1206 nt
Organism: Penaeus chinensis
Lineage: Eukaryota; Metazoa; Arthropoda; Malacostraca; Decapoda; Penaeidae
Exons: 10
Coding region: 1-1206 (401 amino acids)
Source: RefSeq, a predicted model, not a curated record